GUCAUGCUGUCCUCCCGCGCCCCGCUCGCCGCCCGCCACGACCAGCCCCGCCUGUCGCCGGACAAGAAGCUGGUGCCGCUGGCCAGUCUGUCGCCCCUGGAGGGCCUGGCGCUCAGCGACAAGGAGAACACGCCCCCCGCCCUCAGCAGCGCCCGCGUCCUUGCCAGCAAGGCGGCCCGCAAGAUCUUCCAGGAGGCGGACGGGAAGCCGGUGCCGCGGGGCGCGCAGGAGGACGAGCCGCUGCUGCGGGAAAACCCCCGCCGCUUCGUCAUCUUUCCUAUCCAGUACCACGACAUCUGGCAGAUGUACAAGAAGGCCGAAGCCUCCUUCUGGACGGCGGAGGAGGUGGACCUUUCCAAAGAUAUACAGCACUGGGAGUCUCUGAAGCCCGAGGAGAAAUACUUCAUUUCUCACGUCCUCGCCUUCUUCGCUGCCAGCGAUGGCAUCGUCAACGAAAACCUGGUGGAGCGAUUCAGUCAAGAAGUACAAAUCACAGAAGCUCGUUGUUUCUAUGGCUUCCAGAUUGCCAUGGAAAACAUACAUUCUGAAAUGUACAGUCUUCUUAUCGACACCUACAUUAAGGAUUCUAAAGAGAGGGAAUUUCUUUUUAAUGCCAUUGAAACAUUACCAUGCGUUAAAAAGAAGGCUGACUGGGCAAUGCGCUGGAUUGGGGACAAGAAAGCAACAUAUGGAGAACGUGUAGUAGCUUUUGCAGCGGUGGAAGGAAUCUUCUUUUCUGGCUCCUUUGCAUCAAUUUUCUGGCUGAAGAAAAGAGGAUUAAUGCCUGGGCUCACCUUUUCUAACGAACUCAUCAGUAGAGAUGAGGGCUUGCACUGUGACUUUGCCUGCCUCAUGUUCAAGCACUUGAUACACAAACCAUCAGAGGGGAGAGUAAAGGAAAUUAUCAUGAAUGCUGUUGUCAUAGAACAGGAAUUCUUGACGGAGGCACUGCCUGUAAAGCUGAUUGGCAUGAACUGCACUUUAAUGAAACAGUACAUAGAGUUUGUAGCAGACCGGCUCAUGUUGGAACUGGGAUUUAACAAGAUAUACAAAGCGGAGAAUCCUUUUGACUUCAUGGAAAACAUCUCUCUGGAAGGCAAGACCAAUUUCUUUGAGAAGCGAGUAGGUGAAUAUCAGAGGAUGGGAGUCAUGUCCAAGCCCACAGACAACUCUUUCACCCUGGAUGCGGAAUUUUAAAUUAACAGACCUAUGAGUUAGUGUGUGUGCUCCCCUGUUUAGAGGGAAACAUUGAAUAUAUUGAGUCACAGUGUGACUUGAUUCCUGUACUGAAAUCCCACUCUUGAGAAAUGUGGUGGUAUUGGUACUUUUCAGGAGGCUAGUGUAGCUCCAGCAUUAAAUUCCCUUCUUACUAGACUUUGCCAAUGGUGUUAAUUUGUAGAAUGCUUAGAUGUGUCUCUUACAACGUAUGUUACUCAAUUUUGUGAAAGAUACAGGCACCUGCAUCUGCAAGAUGGGAGAUGAUGGGCAGUGAUUACUAGCUUCUGCUGUUCUCCCCAUAAACAAAGGAGCAGUUGAGAAAUCCUAGUUGUAAAUUGGCUGAAUACUCUGUAGAAAACUCUGGAGGCAACUACAUGACCUCACUGCUUUUUUUAGCAGGUUUUAAGUUUACCUUUUUUAUACUAUUGUUUUAAUAAUUUGUACAUAAACCUGGCACUUUAAAGUUGAAAAUAAAAAAACAAACCUGUCUUGUAA
Messenger RNA from Apus apus (common swift), 1713 nucleotides. RefSeq names its product ribonucleotide reductase regulatory subunit M2 (gene RRM2). The record is from RefSeq and is a predicted model, not a curated record. Gene Ontology annotation, biological process: deoxyribonucleotide biosynthetic process. Gene Ontology annotation, cellular component: cytosol. Gene Ontology annotation, molecular function: ribonucleoside-diphosphate reductase activity, thioredoxin disulfide as acceptor. The transcript has 10 exons. NCBI's taxonomy places the organism in Eukaryota, Metazoa, Chordata, Aves, Apodiformes, Apodidae. The coding region runs from base 4 to 1197 and encodes 397 amino acids.